Molecule: messenger RNA, 1532 nt
Organism: Carassius gibelio (silver crucian carp)
Lineage: Eukaryota; Metazoa; Chordata; Actinopteri; Cypriniformes; Cyprinidae
Product: zinc finger BED domain-containing protein 4-like
Exons: 2
Coding region: 2-1009 (335 amino acids)
Molecular function (GO): protein dimerization activity
Source: RefSeq, a predicted model, not a curated record
CAUGUCACAACGCAGCAUCGCUGAUAUAAUCGCUUCUGGAAGACGCAUCGUCGGUCAUUUCAAACACUCCCCGCUUGCUUACUCACGACUUCAAAGUAUUCAGAAACAACUGGGCCAGCCUAUCAAGAGACUACAGCAAGAUGUACCUACCAGGUGGAACAGUACUGUAUACAUGCUGCAGAGUCUGCUGGAACAGAAACGUGCCCUGUGUGCUUAUGUAGCCGACUAUGACUUACCCUCCAUGUUCACCAGUAGCCAGUGGAAAUUAGUUGAAAAUAUGAUUUCGCUACUCGCCCCAUUUGAAGAGCUCACGCAGCAGAUCAGCUCAUCCACUGCAUCGGCUGCAGAUGUUAUACCAUCCAUCAGAGCUUUAACUCGUCUUCUUGAGAAGACAGCAGAGACUGACCACAGUGUAAAAACUUCAAAAGCCACGUUGUUGGAAGCGGUCCAGAAAAGAUUCCGUGACAUUGAAUGUGAGUGCCUGUAUAGCAUUGCUACAAUCCUCGAUCCGAGGUACAAAGACAGAUAUUUUUCUGACGCAGUCAAGCCCCAGAUACGUGGACUGCUUUCUAAUGUCCUGGCCACUGGAUUGGAGCAGCAGGAUGGUGAGGCGAGUUUGGCUGCAAGCGGGUCCGGACCCCCAGAGAAAGUACCACGAACCGGCUCCUUGCAUGCUAUGUAUGCUGAGUUGUUGGGUGGAGAUCAGGAAUGUGGUAGCAGUGAAAACAGCAGCUCAGCAUCAUUGCAAUUGAAUUUCUACCUGUCAGAGCCAGUUAUCGCUCAAAGUGGACAGCCACUUGUUUACUGGCAGAACAAUAAAAGCCGCUUUCCCGCUCUCGCACAAGCAGCACGCACCUACCUCUGUGCACCGUGUACAAGUGUUGAUAGCGAACGACUUUUUAGCACAGCAGGGAAUAUUAUUGAUGAGAAGAGGAACAAGCUGUCAGCCAAAAAUGCAGAGAUGCUUAUAUUUAUAAAGAAAAAUCUGCCAUUGAUGCUUAAGAAGUAAGCUUUGGGCAAUCUAAUAAUCUCUAUCCCCCCCUCUCUUUUUCUACCUCUCUCUACCUCCCUAAAUGCCCACAAAAUCUGAAUGAGUAUCUCAGAAAGCUGUUAUAGAUAUACAGAUAUGGAAGUUGUUAGUUAUUAGAAUGUUUUGUUGCUGUGCACUUUACUACCUGUGCUCCUUGAAAUGGUCUUUUACAAUAACCAAUGUCUGACUGACUUAAAACAAUAUUUUGGCUAUAGCCUUUUUUGUUGCAGUUUUAAAAGUAGCCUAAAGCUAAAUUUAAAGACUCAGAUGUUAUGUCUUAUCUUAUUUUAUUUAUAUAUUCUCCAGGAAAGUUGUAUUAGUCAAGUCCUAAGUUGUUCCUGAUAACCAAACACAUGCUGCUAAGUUAAUUUGUUGGAAAUGUUGCUUCCAAAUAAAUACACAGUUGUCAAUUCAUGAUGCGUUGUCUUCUCUUAAUUGUAAUACUUAAUGUGCAUUGUUGUUAAAUAUUGUUUAAAAAAUUAUGCUACAUGAUAAAUAGAAG